Mycena citricolor is the source of this 4109-nucleotide messenger RNA. NCBI's taxonomy places the organism in Eukaryota, Fungi, Basidiomycota, Agaricomycetes, Agaricales, Mycenaceae. The record is from the annotation of a GenBank genome assembly.
UUUGAUACAGUCACGUGAGCAGAAACGCGCUUCCGAAAUCUGAAUCCAGGCAUUGCCAAUCGUACUCGCGACCCUGGUCUCACUAGGGUGCUCAAAACGAACACCUUCGACUUUAUUCACAUCCCCGCUCGGUUCCAGCCUCUUUGCCCACCAUGUCGUCUGCGGAUAUCGCUGAAGAGAUCCGCGAGAGUUUUCCAGGGACGGAAGAGGUCAUUGUGCAAUAUCUAGCGGGAUAUCUCGUCGACGAUGCCGGCGAAGAAGAGGACGUCCUGCAAGUCGCGCACCAAAUACUGUCGUCUGUUGCCGGGGGCCGCGACGAUGUCCUCGAAAAGCUCAUGUUGCGCCUGGCCUCGAUGCUGGAGGGCACACUGCGAGAACGGAUGGAGAGGCAGGCGGGGCCGAAGCUGCAUAAGCUCGAGCACGUCCUGGAUAUGAGCAAGGGCACGAUGUCCAACACGCUUGCCUUUACGGAGGGUGUUGAUCUGGAGUCCAUCAACAAGGGAAAAGCAUCCAAAGUCGACGUCAAGAAACUUGAAAAGCAAGAGGCCAAGCUUCGGGCCAAGAUUGAGAAACGAUCUCGGCGGGACUUGUACGAAGGCUCUAAGCUGCUUGAUUCUCACCGAAAACAGCAAACAUACGAGGAAUUGUUCAUGAAGAUCAAUCCACUGGAAAGCGGCGCGUCAAGAAACAAGAGCAAGGAUGUCCACCUACCCUCUAUCGACGUCAACUUUGGCUCCAACCGUAUUCUCUCGAGUGCAUCCCUGACAUUGGCCUACGGUCGCAGAUACGGGCUAAUCGGGAGAAACGGUGUGGGUAAAUCCACGCUACUGCGACACAUCGCAAUGCGGGAGGUCCCCAUUCCUGCCCACAUCAGCAUUCUGUUUGUCGAACAAGAGGUUAUUGGCGACGACACGACUGUCAUCGAGUCCGUGCUCAAGGCCGAUGUGUGGCGCGACCACUUGCUGAAGGAAGAGGCGUCGCUCAACGCCCGGCUGACCGAGCUCGAAGCAGAGGGUGAUGACAAACGGUUUGUAGAUGCGAGAGAGGAGGCCUCUUCGCGGUUAGCAGAUGUGCAUGCCCGAUUGUCCGAUAUGGACGCCGAGAGUGGGCCGGCAAGAGCUGCAGCGCUACUGGCCGGUCUCGGAUUCGACGAAGCCGAUCAGCAACGUCCAACGAAAUCAUUCAGUGGCGGUUGGCGAAUGCGGCUGGCGUUGGCCCGAGCGCUGUUUGUGAAACCUUCGCUGUUGCUUCUCGACGAGCCUUCCAAUCACAUUGACUUGAAUGCUUUGGCUUGGCUCGAAGAUUACCUACAAACCUGGCCUGGCACAAUUCUCGUAGUAUCUCACGAUCGCGCCUUUCUCGACGCAGUGGCGACGGAUAUCGUGCAUCAACAUUCCUCUCGGCUGGAUUACUACAAAGGAAACUUUACGCAGUUCUACUCGACCAAGUCUGAGCGAGACAAGAAUUUGCGCAAGGAGUAUGACACACAGAUGGAAUACCGGAGACACUUGCAGGCUUUCAUCGACAGGUGGCGAUACAAUGCCAACCGGGCUGCCCAGGCCCAGUCCAAAAUCAAGAUCUUGGAGAAGGUGCGUUGCUUGCCCGUCGUUGUUGCUAAUGCUGGGAACAUCAUCGUGAAAUCUCAACAGUUGCCCGAACUGGAGCCGCCGGAAGAAGAUGAGACAGAAAGCUUCAAGUUCCCCGAGACGGAGAAAAUCUCUCCACCAUUGCUGCAGAUGAACGAAGUCACAUUCGGGUACACACCAGAGAGAAUCAUCCUCAAACACGUCAACAUCGAUGUUGGCCUCGACUCCCGCAUAGCUAUCGUCGGAGCCAACGGAGCGGGAAAAUCUACGCUCAUCAAGAUUCUGACUGGAGAAUUGAAUCCCAUGGCCGGUCAUGUCACCCGGAAUGGCCGGUUGCGGAUCGGAUACUUUGCACAGCAUCACGUCGACUCCCUCGUGCCCACGAUGUCGCCUGUGCAGUUCCUCGCGUCCAGGUUCCCGGGCAGGACGGAACAGGAGUACCGGCAGCAUCUGGGCAACUUCCAGAUCAGUGGUAUGACAGGUUUGCAAUUGAUUGCGACGCUCAGUGGUGGACAAAAGUCGCGUGUUGCAUUUGCGCUGCUUUCGCUGCAGCAGCCGCACGUGUUGCUUCUCGAUGAGCCUACCAAUCACCUCGAUAUUGAGGGUUUGGAUGCCCUCAUGAGCGCUCUGCAGGUCUGGAACGGCGGCGUGAUCAUCAUCUCCCACGACGAGCGUUUCAUCACCAAAGUCGCGCACGAGCUCUGGGUUUGCGGCAAUGGCACGGUCAGCAAGUUCAGAGGCGAUGUGCAGAGUUACAAGGACUUGAUUGUGAGCAAUAUCAAGGCGAAGCCUUGAGAGCAGUAACAGAGAGCGUCUUGCGAUCGUCAAAGUCGAACGCAUAGGACAGCUCAGUGUGAGAAUGAGAGGAUGCUUCUCAUUUGUCAACUUAGCUAAGUCAAGCCGUACGGGGGCUGAUUUGCAGUCCAGGAUCGUAGAAAACUUUCCUUGAGAGGGACUGCAGUAAGAUGCUGUAAUUGGAAAGCCCUCGUGAACAUCACAGAAUAUUUGACUGCAGCUGGCCUGAGGAGAAAACGGUUUUGAUAAUACAUUAUCAACGUGUUUUAUAAUAACUCUGAACGCACUCAAUCGAACAGAGACCGCAAGUAAAAGUACGACUUGACCAAAGAGUUGGCCACUCCCUUCAUGCUGUCCGGUAUGAAACUUUUGAACAAUUUUGCCACAUCAGCUGCGGCAUUCUCUCCGAAGAAUAUCUCCAGAUUGGCCGCAGACUCUUUGCCGGCGGAGUUUCCUCGGGUGCGCAUAGUCCUCUCAUAACCGCCGAGCGGACCCCCAAGGUCAGUCAUUCCAGGCUUGUGCUCCAUCAGCGCUUUGGCCAGAUCAGCCGCGUCCGCCAUGGCCAGGUUGACGCCCUCUCCAGCGAAUGGACUCAUCAGAUGAGCGGCAUCGCCCAAGAGAACGAUGUUGUUUAUCUCUCCGCGAGGGCGAGGUACCGAGUCAGUGGGCAACGCAUAGAUGGGUCGCAUCGUCGCAUCAGUCCCAACCCGAACCAGCUCGCGCAACGACUCUUCCCAGCCCGCAAACUCCUGCAACAUCAAUUCGAGUUUCGCCGCGUCGCCGUCCGCCAACGCAACAGCAGAUGUCCUGGACCACUCCUCCGGGACACGCAGCGCAGAGUAGAGCAUCAGCACGCCGUUCGAGUUGUGCUGUGCGAUCAGACCCUUGCCCUGCGAAAGCGCAAACAGCGCGCCCCCGCCAACCAGCGGCUGCAGCUGCGCGUGCUUGCGCACGUCGAUCUUCGUCUCGAGGAACGUGAUGCCGCUGUAGACGGGCUCCGCGCCGGGCCACACGAGCGUGCGCACACGCGACCACGCGCCGUCGGCCCCCACGACGAUGUCGACACCUUCCGUGACGCUGCCGUCCGCGAACUCGAUCGCGUACUUGCCCUCCGCCCCCGCGUUCCGCCGCACCGCGACUGCCUUGUGGCCCCAUCGGACCGUCCCGGGGAGCAGUGAGUCGAGGACCAGCGCGCGCAGCUGCGCGCGGUCGAUCUCGGGGUUGUAGUACUCCGCCCCGGGGCCCGCCUCGUCGAGCAGCACCCGCCCCGCGCGAUCGAGCACGCGCAUCUGGUCCCCGACGGGGCGGCAGAGCGCGAGGAACGCGGCGUGCAGCCCGGCGUCCUUCAUCGCGCGCUGCCCGCUCUCGUACUUGAGGUCGAGCGAGCCGCCGGCGGAGGCGCGGGCGGCUGCGUCUGCGUCCGCCUCGUAGAGCGUGAAGGUGAGGUGGGUGGGGUUGCGCACCUGCAGGAUGCGCGCGAGGGUGAGGCCGCCGAGGCCGGCGCCGAUUAUGGCGACAUGGGUGGAUGCCAUGGUGGAAGUGAAUAGGCCGUCUUUCAAUUCAUAUUGCAAUAUGACCACUACGAUCUGUACCUGGAACACGACCUAGACUUUGACCAGACGAUUAAAAUUGAAAUGAAUGUAGGAUGUGAAUGUGAUUUUGUCAAAAAGAAUCGCUUCUGCGAUUGUCCAUUUGCAAGGAUCGGCUUCCAAAAGUCGAAGCUGAUGC